GUGGAGCAGGGAAGUCUGGGUUGGUUUCUGAAUUAUUUGCUAAUGAAUAUUAUGCUAAACCUAAGAAACAAAAAUCAGGAUCUAAUUGGUGGGAUGGGUAUAAGAGACAUGAGAUAGUUCUUUUUGAUGAAUGGUAUACAUCAAUGGAUUGGAAUGAUAUUGUAAAAUAUUUGAAUGAUACUCUGGAGAAUGUUGAGCAAAAAGGCAAGAUAUUUGUGCCUUUUCUUGCUAAGUAUGUCUUUAUGACAUCUCACAAACCACCAGAAGAAGCUUUUAAUUUUCGAAAACAUAAUAUAAAUGAAGAGAUGUCAACUCAACAUGAUUGGGGUCAAUUUUAUCAUCGUCUUGAUUACGUUAUCGAAUUUAAGGGUAUAUGGCAUGAUAAAAUAGAUCUUUGUACUAUUGAGUUAAUAUUUAAUAAAAGUUCAGAAGAAAAAUUUCGAAACAUGACAUGGGAUGUAAAAUAUCGUAAAGGUGAAUUUACAUCUGAGGAACUAAAGGCUGUGGUGCAGGAAUUGAACAAAAAUCAAGAUAGUGAAGUGAUUAUUAAAGCUGACAAUCAAGUUUACUGGCGUCGUUGUUUUCCUGAGUUCAAAAAGAAUUAUCUACGUGAUUAUCCUAGAUGCCACAAGCUUUCUGAUUACAAACAGAAGCUUCUACAACAAUCACAAUUAGUUUUAUAUUCAACUCGAUUGAAACAUCGUAUUGAAAAAUUUUUAAAUGAUUCAGAUCAUAAUGAUAUAAAUAUACCAAAUUCUCAUAUGAUGCUUGAUGAUAAUUAUUUUGUUCAAAAACUUGUAAAGGUUAUAGAAAUAACCAAUGAGUAUGCUAGUAGUCAAGGUCAAUUAUUUUUAACACAACAAGAAAUUAUAGAAAAGCAAAAUGAAGAAAGCUAUCAUCUCAAUAAAGAGAAUAAGUAA
Dentiscutata heterogama is the source of this 920-nucleotide messenger RNA. The record is from the annotation of a GenBank genome assembly. NCBI's taxonomy places the organism in Eukaryota, Fungi, Glomeromycota, Glomeromycetes, Diversisporales, Gigasporaceae.